GGAGGCCUCGCUUCGGCGGCCCAGGCCGCUCCCGUCCGCGCCUCAGCCGCCGCCUUCUGGCCUCCUCCCCGGCUCCUCGCCGGCUCCAGGGAUGCGAUGGGGCCCCUGGGGAAGGGGACGCGGGGGUCGCGGGCCUGGCGCCCGGGCGCCGUGGCCGCCGAGGCAAGGAGGGUCUGACGCUCCUUGGCGGUCUCGGGGCGGAGAGGUCCCCGGCCGGGCCGGGCGGCGGGAGAAGAUGAACAUCUGCAACAAGCCCUCUAACAAGACAGCUCCAGAGAAAUCUGAGUGGACCACUUCAGACAAGAGCAGUGGGCCAUCCCCUGAGAUCUGUGGUCAGCGUUCUCGGAGAAAUGGUUGGAGUUGGCCCCCUCACCCGUUCCAGAUCGUGGCUUGGCUGCUGUACCUCUUCUUUGCUCUGAUCGGCUUUGGGAUCCUCGUCCCCCUCCUGCCUCACCCGUGGGUGCCUGCUGGCUACGUUUGUAUGGGAAUUGUCUUUCUCUGCCAUCUCGUCGUCCACCUGACUGCGGUCUCCAUCGAUCCAGCAGAUGCCAAUGUCCGGGACAAGAGCUACGCGGGGCCUCUGCCCAUCUUCAACCGCAGCCAGCACGCUCACGUCAUCGAGGACCUGCACUGUAAUCUCUGCGACGUGGACGUGAGCUCCCGAUCGAAGCACUGUAGCGCCUGCAACAAAUGUGUCUGUGGUUUUGAUCAUCACUGCAAAUGGCUCAACAACUGCGUGGGGGAGAGAAAUUACUGGCUCUUCCUGAACAGUGUGGUGUCGGCCCUGUUGGGGGUCCUGCUGGUGGUGCUCAUCGCCUUCUACAUCUUCGUGGAGUUCUUUAUCAACCCCAUGCGGCUUCGGACCAACAAACACUUUGAAGUCCUGAAGAAUCACACCGAUGUUUGGUUCGUGUUUCUCCCCGCGGCCCCCGUGGAGACCCAGGCCCCUGCCAUCCUCGCCUUGGCUGCCCUGCUGAUCCUGCUGGGCCUGCUCUCUGUGGUGUUGCUGGGACAUCUUCUCUGCUUCCACAUCUAUCUCAUAUGGCACAAACUAACCACCUAUGAGUACAUCGUGCAGCAGCGGCCCCCAAAGGAGGUGAAGGAGACCCAAAAGGAGCCCAAGAUGCGGCCCAUGCAGGAGGUGGAAUUCUAUGUUCGAAGCUUCAGUUACACCAAUUCAGAGCCCCAGCCAGAGGGCUUGGCAGUGGCAGCUUCCAAGACUGACCAUUCUUCACUCUUCGUCACCAGUGCAGAGGCUGCGCUGUCCUCCAAGCCGGACACCCCAGUGCUGCCCCCCAAGAUCCAGCCCCAGAAGAGGAAGAAGAAGAAGAGGAAAGUGUACAAGGUGCCAGCCCUGGUGGCCAGUGACAAGUCUCAGAGCCGCCCCCCACCCCGGCCCGGGCUGCCCGCCCCCCACGCCGAGCUCCCCGAGGCUGGCGCUGCGAGCUCCUCAUCCCACUCCUCCAACUCCAGCCUUCACCUCCCCGUGCCGGCCUUCCUGGGCCCCGCCAGUUCCGUCCAGGCAGCCGGCCCUCCCGCCGAAUACCACUCUGAGUCGGCCGAGUCCAUGGAGGAGAUCCCCGUGGCCCAGACUCGCCUGGGCAGCAGCACCCCGGCCGAAGCUGGCCGGCCGCCCCCUUACAGCGGCCUAGGCCUUUCCCGCCAUCACCUCCCCCAGGCUCCCAGCCUGGGCAAGAGCUGCCCUGAGGUCCGGGACUAUGAGCAGGAGCUGGAAAUCGUGGCCAAGGUGACCACUGUGUUUGUGAGCCAAAGCAGUGGGGAGCCCCCCGGGCCCUCCAGGGGGCAGCAGUGCAGUGGUGCCAGGCUGGAGCCCCGGCCGGAGGUGAGCAUGGCCUAGGAGCCCUGCUGCUGCCACGGCUGACAAAAGGGGCGCUAGCCCAGGGCCUCGAACCGGGCUUUGCCUUCUGCCCUGGGAGACUGGCCUGGGCCUGACAAGCUGAAACCGGCCUGACUGGCUGAAACCGGGCCUGACUGGCUGAAACUGGGCCUGAGGCAAACGCAGUGGAGUGAGGGGUAGAAUGGAGGGCAGGGCAGAGGUGCAGUGGCUGCAGGAGGCCACCCUGCCUGCAAGGACUCUCCAAGGAUUGGGCUCUCCAAGGACUGGGGUUUGGGCCCACCACAGCACCCGCCCCAGACUUGGCCACCUCACCCUAGAAGGACUGAGGCAAAUGGUGAAGUGAGUGGCUCCCCCAAAGGGAUAUCUGAGGCAAAGCCUGCGCUGAACCAUGCUAGUGAGGGCUGGGGGGCUGGCAGACCCCUGCUCUCCCCUCUAAAUGGGGAGGGGGGUGAGCGAGCCAAGCUUGCUCUCCCCAAGUGCAGGGGGAGCCAGGUCUUAAGGCUGAUCCCACCGAGUGGGUAACUUCCCACACUAAGCCAAGCAGCGCGCCCCCCCCCCAGAGGAGCUAGCGGUUCCUUGUGGGGGGUGGGCUGAUGGGACCCUGGUUCCCUGAGCUCCUGGCCAAAGCUCCCUGGCAGCCAUGUAGCUACCUAUCCCCACCAUUCCCACCUCCAGUCUAUGCAACCUCCUCCCCAAUGGAGAGCUGAGCCCAGGGCCACGAACUGUUUCCACCUUCGGGAAAAGACUGCAGGGCUGCUGGGAAGCUGGCCAGCGAGGCCCCCAGGAAGGGAGGGAGAUCCCAGGAGCCACACCCAUGAAGGCCAGGCUAGCCCAGCACCUUACAACAGCACAGAAUUCACUUUAGGGGGAUGCCCCCGGGGAUGGGAUGGGGUGGGUGAGCACUUGGGACUUCAACCCUCCUUUCUCCCCCUUUCCUGGGGCUGUACUCCUCCCCCCUUUAAUCAUGAGCAGCAGCAUCCUUUCUCCUGUGAAUUAAUCAUGUCACAAUAUAAAUUUUUUAUGCCUUUGCUAA
Molecule: messenger RNA, 2891 nt
Organism: Antechinus flavipes (yellow-footed antechinus)
Lineage: Eukaryota; Metazoa; Chordata; Mammalia; Dasyuromorphia; Dasyuridae
Gene: ZDHHC1
Product: zinc finger DHHC-type containing 1
Exons: 11
Coding region: 92-1858 (588 amino acids)
Biological process (GO): protein targeting to membrane; peptidyl-L-cysteine S-palmitoylation
Cellular component (GO): Golgi apparatus; endoplasmic reticulum
Molecular function (GO): protein-cysteine S-palmitoyltransferase activity
Source: RefSeq, a predicted model, not a curated record